Messenger RNA from Ipomoea triloba (trilobed morning glory), 1088 nucleotides. RefSeq lists its product as uncharacterized. The record is from RefSeq and is a predicted model, not a curated record. Lineage: Eukaryota; Viridiplantae; Streptophyta; Magnoliopsida; Solanales; Convolvulaceae. The transcript has 7 exons. The coding region runs from base 130 to 930 and encodes 266 amino acids.
UUUUCUUUCGAAUUCAUUGGUCCACUUUUCCCAGUUAUAAAUUUGUGUUGAUUCUCUUCCCAUCUCUUCUUCAUCAGCAUUCCAAAUCCAAGGAAGCUUAGCUUGCUCAGCUAAUUAAGUGGAAACAAUAUGCAAAGGGGAAGAAGAGAGCAAGACGGUUCCAGCAGCUUAAGCAAUACAUUUGGAAAGCUAGGGGAAAAGAUUUGCAGCAUUUUUGGAUCCAAUAGCCCCCCUUCAAAAGCAACCCUUCCUGAUGAUUUGCCAGAAGCUAGUAGGUCCAAUGGGCCAGUCAUUGAGGAGCUAGAUACUGAUGAUGAUGAUGGUGAAGUAGAAAGGAAUGGAGAAGGGGAUUUUGGGGAAAACAGGCAGAAAAUUUGGUCCAGUUCUUGGGCUAACAGAAACCCGGUUGUUGAGCACCCUGAGGAUCUAGCAGACGAGCACAACGAGCUCAAGAAAUUAAGGAAAAAUGUAUCCUUUGAAGGAACUCAAAGUGUGGGGUACAGAAGAGUAACGUAUGGUGGGAUACAUGGAGCCUAUUUAACAGCCACAACAACUCGCCAGACUGGAAGUGAUGGUAGGGUCUGGGAGGAGACCAAACAUGCAGAUGUUACAACUGGUGAAGCAACACACACAAUCUCCAGAGGAAUUCAUGAUAAGGGGCACACACUCACAAGGAAGCUUAAAUCAGAUGGCAAGGUGGAUACUGUGGAGACUUUGCACAAUUUGGAGGAAGAUGAAUUAGUUGGUUUUGACCGGGAAUGGAAAUGUAAUGCCAAUAAGCAUCUACCUGGAUGGAAUAUCAGGCGCAACUACAAUGCAGGGUCAACUAGCGAUCGGGAUUCUCCAUUUAGAGAGGGGUUUGGCCUUGAUGUCAUGGCACGCUCAUCUGGGGCGAUACAAAAAAAGGUUGUAACAAUUAACAUUGAAUGAUAUUUCGAUAGUUUGGGCUUUGAAUGAAGGUGGACAUUUGGCUUAGUUAGCCGAGAAUGCUGCCGUUAGUGAUGUGUUUUCGAUAUGGCAGUAAUGCAAAAGAAAGACCUUGCCUUGAGUGCUUGAUUAUAUGGAAUAAACAAGAAUUGCAUUUCCAA